AUGGAGGUGAUCAUCAAUGAAGACAACGAGGCGAUAGUGGAGAGUGUACGAGAUGCAAAGGUCAUGCUAGACGUCUAUCGGAAUAAGAUUGUCGGCUGGCAACGCCAACUGAAUGGAGCCGCAUGCGACGAGCCACUCACUCGAAACUUGAUUUCGCUGAAGAAGCAGAUCGAUCUCCGAUGCGCGAAAAUUGCCGAGUUGAAACUGAAGCCAAAGAAACGACUACGAAAAGGCGCUUAUGCGAGUGAUAGUGAAGAAAGUGACCUCGAAGAUGUGCACGACAAACAAUGUAUGGAUUGCAACUAUAUUGUUGUAAUGAACGUCUUUAUAGCUACUCUUUUUUUGUAG
Molecule: messenger RNA, 348 nt
Organism: Cooperia oncophora
Lineage: Eukaryota; Metazoa; Nematoda; Chromadorea; Rhabditida; Trichostrongylidae
Source: the annotation of a GenBank genome assembly